AUGGAGCCCUCAUGGACCCUGUUUCUCUCCGUGUUGGCCCUGUUCCUGCUUGCCUACCUCUACCACGUGAACAGAGCGAUCUCAACCCUUCCAGCAGAAGUUGAGAAGCUGGCCGGCAAGCCUUGGACGGAGGAAGUGGCUCGAGCCGCGUACGAGAAGUGCCGCAAAAACAGGCCGGACUUCACGAAGUAUCUGCCGCCAAAGCAGAACAGACGAUAUGUCGUGUUUGGAGGCUCAGGUCUUGUGGGCGGCUGGAUCGUCGAGCACCUGAUCAUGCGAGGAGAAAGCCCUUCUGCCAUCCGCAUUGCAGAUCUCCAAGCCCCUCGACGAGAACAGGCAGUGAAGCAGCAGGUGCCGUAUAUGAAGGCCGAUGUCACAGAUCCGGCUUCUGUGUCCAAAGUCUUCACUACUCCCUGGCCAGCAGAACAUGCAAAGCUGCCCCUAACAGUCUUCCACACUGUCGCCUACAUCCACGCCGGGUAUCGCAAGACAGACUUUCUCGAAAAGUACAUGAAGGUCAAUGUGGAGGGAACGGAGAACGUGCUCAAAGCCGCGAAAGCGGCCGGCUGUGACGUCUUCAUCGCUACCUCCUCCUGCAGCGUGGCCAUCAAGCCGGUUGAUUUCUUCAUCGCCCCAUGGGAGAAGCAUCCGAGGAACUUUGUCCAGUUCUCGGACAACGGCGAGCCCCCGCCCCUGAAGCUGGAGAACUUUGCCGGAUGUUAUGCCUACACGAAGGCCCUGGCCGAGAAAUUGGUGCGGGAUGCGGACAGCAGGAAAGACUCGUUCAGGACUGGCGCCAUCAGGCCCGGGCACACCAUCUACGGCCAUGGGGAUGCCAACCGCAACUCGGUCUUCUAUGACUACCUACGCCGUGGAGGUCUCCAGACGUGGCUGACCCAUUUCAUCCUGCAAUACGUCUCAGCACAGAACGUCUCGCUCGCCCACCUCCUGUACGAAGCACGCCUGCUGUCGGGCCACGACAUCGGCGGCAAUGCCUACGCGGUGUGCGAUCCGGGCCCACCGUUCCGCUACAGUGAUCUGUACCGGCUUGCCUCGACGCUUGCCCACCCGAGGACGCCCAUGAAGUGGCCCACGGUCCCACCUCUCCCGCUCCUGCUCCUCUCGUAUCUCGUCGAGGGAUACCUGCUCGUCCGAAGCCGCUACCUCCGUCUCCUCCCUGAGAUCACCAACUUCGACCUCACGAUGCUGCAGCGCGCCAUGUUCAAUUAUUCCACAUUGGUCAUCAUCUACGACGACUCGCGUGCCCGAAGAGACUUGGGGUAUAACCCGGGCCACGACACGCUAGAGGGCCUGUGCUUGCACAUGAUCGAGUGGAAUGAGAAUGCGGAGGCGAGUCUCACGGCGAAAGGGGAGGUGCAGGACCAGGCGACCGUCCUGGAGAAGACCGUUCCGGUAGUGCCCAAUCGGGUCACGGCUUGA
Messenger RNA from Fonsecaea erecta, 1440 nucleotides. RefSeq lists its product as hypothetical. Bases 1 to 1440 code for a protein of 479 amino acids. The transcript has 3 exons. Lineage: Eukaryota; Fungi; Ascomycota; Eurotiomycetes; Chaetothyriales; Herpotrichiellaceae. Gene Ontology annotation, cellular component: endoplasmic reticulum. The record is from RefSeq and is a predicted model, not a curated record. Gene Ontology annotation, molecular function: 3-beta-hydroxy-Delta5-steroid dehydrogenase (NAD+) activity; 3-beta-hydroxysteroid dehydrogenase [NAD(P)+]/C4-decarboxylase activity. Gene Ontology annotation, biological process: ergosterol biosynthetic process.